AUGAAAUUUAACAAGUCAAAAUGCCGAAUUCUGCACCCGGGACGGAGUAAUGCCAAGCACGAGGAUAAAUUGGGAGAGGAGUGGCUGGAGAGCCGCCCUGCAGACGGGGAGCUGGGGGUGCCGCGUCCCGGGGCGCAUCAAACGCAGCCGGACGAGGGGGGGGGGUUUGUCCCGCUGCGUUCAGCGUUGGUGCGGCCUCAGCUCGAGUGCUGCGGGCUCCCCGGUUUUAAAAAGGAUGUGAAGGUGUUUGAAAGUGAACUUGAAUGCAGAGGAGGGGGAACAAAGGUGGCGAAGGGCUGGGAGGAACGUCCUGCGGCUGAGGAGUUUGGAGAGAAGGAGGCUGAGGGGCGACCGCGUCGCUCUCGGCAGCUUCCCGAGGUGGGGACGCGGAGAGCCGAGCUCUUCUCCCUGGGAUCCAGGGACGGGACGCGUGGGAAUGGCUCGAAGCUGCGCCGGGGGAGGUUCGGGUUUGAUAUCGGGGAGCGUUUCUUUACCGAGAGCGCGGUCAGACGCUGGAACGGGCCGCCUGGAGAGGCGGUCGAUGCCGUGCGCCUGGCCGGCGUCCAGAGGCGUCGGGACGAUAUCCCCUAUGGGAAAAAAUACGACAAGUCAUGGUUGCUGAGCUCCAUCCAGAACCUUUGCAGCGUUCCCUUCACUCCCGUCGAGUUCCACUACGACCACAACCGAGCCCAGUUCUACGUGGAGGACGCCACCACCGCCAGCGCCCUUAAGCAGGUCUCCCGUAAAAUCACCGACAGGGACAACUACAAGGUGGUGAUAAUUAUCAACUCGUCAGCUCCGCCUCAGUCCCUGCAAAACGAGCUGAAACCGGAGGAGAUUGAGCAACUGAAGCUCUGCAUGAGCAAGAGAUACGAUGGUUCGCAGCGGGCGUUGGACCUCAAAAGCCUCCGCGUCGACCCGGAUUUGGUGUCGCAGAGCAUCGACGUGGUGCUGAACCAGCGGAGCUGCAUGCUGGUCGUGCUGCGCAUCAUCGAGGACAACAUCCCCGAGCUGCAGUCCCUAAACCUGAGCAGCAACAAGCUCUACCGCCUGGACGACCUGUCCGAGCUGGCGCAGAAAGCCGCCGGCCUCAAGAUCCUCGACCUCUCUCGCAACGAGCUGAAAUCGGAUCGGGAGCUGGACAAGGUGAAGGGGCUCAAACUGGAGGAGCUUUGGCUCGAUGGAAACCCGCUCUGCGACGCUUUCCGGGACCAGUCUACCUACAUCAGGUCAGUGUUAGCCUUGGGGCGCUUCGACGUGGAGGCCCCCCCGACGCUGCCCCCCUGCAAGGGCAGCUACUUCGGCUCAGACGACCUGAAAGUUUUGGUGCUGCGGUUCUUACAGCAGUAUUACUCCAUCUACGACUCCAGCGACAGGCAGGGGCUGCUGGACGCUUAUCACGACGGGGCCUGCUGCUCCCUCAGCAUCCCCUUUGGGCCCCAAAACCCCCCCAGGAACAGCCUGAACGAAUAUUUCAAGGACAGCAGAAAUGUGAAGAAGCUGAAAGACCCCACCAUGCGCUUCAAGCUGCUGAAACACACGCGGCUCAACGUGGUGGCUUUCCUCAACGAGCUCCCCAAGACCCAACACGACAUCAACUCCUUCGUGGUGGAUAUCUGCGCCCAGACGAACACGCUGCUUUGCUUCGCCGUCCACGGGAUCUUCAAGGAAGUGGACGGCAAAUCCCGAGACUCGGUGCGGGCCUUCACCCGGAUGUUCAUCGCCGUGCCGGCCGGCAACGCCGGGCUUUGCAUCGUUAACGACGAACUCUUCGUCCGCCACGCCCCGGGGGCGGCGGCGCUGGAAGUGGCGACAGCGGUUCCGCGGGACGUGGUGCUGUUCCGCCACGACCGGGACCGAUUCUUCCGUUUGGCCGGAUUCUUUUGCGCAGGGCAAGGCCUUUUCUGGACUUAUCUGGCUCAUUUCGCCUUCACGGCCCUUCGUCCCGCCGCGGGCCCCGGUCCCGACGAUCCCCUCCGGCCCCGCGAUAACAAAUGGCGCUUUGGAUUCACCGCCUCCUGCCUCACCCUCGGCUCGUUGAUCGUGGCAGCCGGUUGCCUCUUCCCGCUCCGCGCCGUCCGCCGGAUAACGCUGCUGCGGGGAGGAACGGAGGUGACCAUCAGCACCCACGGACCCUUGGGGCUGGGCCGCGGCCCCACCGUCACCGUCCCCUUACGCCACGUCUCCUGCCGCGCUCACCGCUCCGAGGUCCCGGCCGCCGUCCCCCUCAAGGUGAAGGGACGCCCCUUCUUCUUUCUGCUGGACAAGCGGGGACAGCUCUGCCACCCCCGCCUCUUCGACCUCACCGUCGGCGCCUACCGCAAGCUUUAG
This is a messenger RNA of Nipponia nippon (crested ibis), 2331 nucleotides long. NCBI's taxonomy places the organism in Eukaryota, Metazoa, Chordata, Aves, Pelecaniformes, Threskiornithidae. The record is from RefSeq and is a predicted model, not a curated record.